GUGGAAAAUAGAACUAAGCUCUCUAUCCAAACUAAUUAAAAAUAUAGAAGAAAUAAAGAUAUCUGUUGGAGUGUCUGGCAGUGGAACAAAUUCUUCACAAAGUCUAACAUUCAAAAAGUUAGCUUAUCUCCCGACAUUCUCUGCUUUUACUAAUAUAGGAAAAAUAGGCAUUGGUGAGGCUGAAAUAUACUUUAAAGACAGUAGCAAAUCUUUUGACAUAUCCAAAAUUGUCUUGACAAGAAUACAUACUAAAGAAGAAUACGGUUGUGUUAACAUACAUAAGACAAUCCCAGCUAAAUAUUCAUGUAAACUACAGAAAAGCAAAAAUUGGUUGUUGAAAGUUAUUUCUCCUGAAGAACAUGAAAGAAAUUUCGAUGUGGAAAUAAUUCAAGACACUCUAUCUUCUUCUUUCACUAGAAAUUUACAAUGGAAAUAUGUUUAUCCUUAUGGAAAUACUUAUAUCAAAUAUUUUAAUCUGAAGACAUAUGAGAAAAAUGAAAUCAUGAAAUUAAAAUUCCACUUUUUGGAUAAACUUCUGAGAAUCAAUGAAAUAAGUGUGAUCAGCAAUUACUCGGAGUAUCAAUUCAAAACAAAUGUAGAAAGAAAAUAUCAGAAUUUCUCUGUGACAAAAUUUUCUCGAAUAACAAAAGGAAUAACAAAAGAGAAACUACACAGGAAUGAAACAAAUGUCUCCAUAAUAAUAGUUAUUGGCCUCUUUGCAGUCCUCACGUCAUUUUUGAUCAUCAUCAUCAUCAUACUCUGUAUCAGAUAUAAUAUACUCAAAAACAAAAGAAGCAAAGAUUACAUGCCAACUCAUCAAGUCUGUCAAGUCAACCAAGUCAAUCAAGCUGAUAAAGUUGAUGAAAUCGACCAAGCUGAUCAAGUUGAUGAAAUUGGCCAAGAUUAUGAAGUCUAUGAAACCUUUCCUGAAGAGAAUAUCCGGUGUGCCGCGCAAAAUCCAGACUCAGUUUAUGACCAAGAAAUUGGAUUUCAAUUAUCCUCUCUACAGCAAAACCCUGGGGGUCCAUAUGAAAACCAAAAUCCAGGAUCAGCGUAUUACAUCACGGCAAUUUGAUGACAUUGAUGAAAAAGUAGUGCUAUAGAUAGAAACCCCUCCUCAUCUCGUUGAUAAUCCUGAUAUUGAACAAUUCUACACACAACUAAUCACACACGCACACACACACAGAGUCAUAAAUUACAGAGAAACAAUUUGAUGAAAUUUUACUUAGCAAUAAGAAAAUUUCUAAGAUCUUGCAUGCCUUCAUUAACCCUUUAGCGUUCAAAUUAAUAUGUCAUAAGUAAUCCUUAUUCAUUUACAAUUGAAAAAAUUUAUUUGAUAUUAUCUUGUAGUUUCAAAAUU
Molecule: messenger RNA, 1360 nt
Organism: Octopus sinensis (East Asian common octopus)
Lineage: Eukaryota; Metazoa; Mollusca; Cephalopoda; Octopoda; Octopodidae
Exons: 7
Coding region: 503-1075 (190 amino acids)
Source: RefSeq, a predicted model, not a curated record